Anoplopoma fimbria (sablefish) is the source of this 3543-nucleotide messenger RNA. It is a transcript of the gene manba, whose product is annotated as mannosidase, beta A, lysosomal. The record is from RefSeq and is a predicted model, not a curated record. The transcript has 17 exons. NCBI's taxonomy places the organism in Eukaryota, Metazoa, Chordata, Actinopteri, Perciformes, Anoplopomatidae. Bases 51 to 2723 code for a protein of 890 amino acids. Gene Ontology annotation, biological process: carbohydrate metabolic process; glycoprotein catabolic process. Gene Ontology annotation, molecular function: beta-mannosidase activity.
AACCACAACAAAACACAUGCUACUUUUGAAGAGUGUUCCAGUGGCUCAGCAUGCCAAAAAACACCAAACCAAAGACUGAGGCUAUGUGUGGAAACUGUUUCAGUGUUUUGUUCUGUUUGUUUUGGGGAGUUUCAUCAGGUUUCUGUUCCUUAUCUGUGAGUCUUGAUGGUAAAUGGAGUCUUUCAAACUCCAAUGGUUCAGUGUUUCUGCCCGCUGAGGUUCCCGGAUGUGUUCAUUCAGCUCUGCAGCAACAGGGACACAUCCAGGACCCAUACUUCAGGUUUAACGAUGUGUCUUACCGGUGGGUUGCCUUUGACAACUGGACAUACACGACCACAUUCUCUGGCUCAACCAAGCUGAGAGCCAAUCAGAAGGUGCUGCUCGUCUUUGAAGGCGUUGACACUGUAGCAUCCAUUUGGCUCAAUGGAGUCGUUGUCGGGACGACGGACAACAUGUUCCGUAGAUAUGAUUUCCCAGUCAGAGACUUGCUGAAGGACGGAGAUAAUGUGCUGAAAGUGAGCUUGUUGUCUCCAGUUCUUUAUGCGUCUGAGCGGAGAGCUCAUUCUGCCUACAGAGUUCCUCCUGAAUGUCCUCCAGAUGUCCAGAAGGGGGAAUGUCAUGUCAAUUUCAUCAGAAAAGAACAAAGCUCUUUCAGUUGGGACUGGGGUCCUUCGUUCCCCACGAUGGGGCUGUGGAAGGGAGUUCGACUGGAGGCGUUUGAUGUCCUGCAGCUCAUCCAGGUUUCCUCUGUUCCUCUUCACAAUCUCAGCCUCCCUCAGUGGAGAGUCCAGGUCGAGCUUCUCGUCGAUGCGGUUCAGACAACUAAAGGCCAAAUCGUUCUCUCCCUACCGGAGCUGGACUCAGAGCAGAUCUUCCAGACACAGUUCCUCCCAGGAAAGACCAAGAACAGCUUCACCUUAAACAUCAACGCGAGCAGCCAGGUGAAGCUGUGGUGGCCCAACGGACAUGGAGACCAACCCUUCUAUCGUCUCACUGUCAGAGGCUUUCAGGGUCGGCUUCUGAUCCUGAAUACAGAGUCUAAGGUGUAUUUUCGCUCCGUAGAACUUGUCCAGGAGCCAGUUGUCGGCUCUCCAGGCUUGAGCUUUUAUUUCCGCAUCAAUGGGAAACCAAUUUUCCUGAAAGGCUCCAACUGGAUCCCAGCCCACUCCUUCCAGGACCAAGUGACUCCUGCUGUCUUAAGGAACUUGUUGCAGUCGGCGGUGGAUGCGAGCAUGAACGCCCUCAGGGUCUGGGGAGGAGGAGUCUAUGAACAGGAUCUGUUCUACAGCAUCUGUGAUGAGAUGGGAAUCAUGGUUUGGCAGGACUUCAUGUUUGCCUGUGCGAUGUAUCCCACUGAGGCAGACUUCAUACAGACGGUCAGAGAAGAAGUCAUCCAGCAGGUUCAGCGUCUCAAGUCUCAUCCCUCCAUUAUCACUUGGAGUGGGAACAAUGAAAACGAAGCUGCUCUGGCGACAGACUGGUUCGACAUCCCGGUUUCUCAGAGGCCUACGUACCUGAAAGACUAUGUGACGCUGUAUGUGAACAACAUAAGGGCGGUCGUUCAAGAGGAGGACCAGAGUCGCCCGUUCCUCGUCUCCAGUCCGACAAACGGGGCUGAAUCGGAGCGCGAGGGCUGGGUGUCAUCUGACCCCUACGACCUUCACUACGGAGACACUCACUUCUACAGCUACACUCUGGACUGCUGGGACUGGAGGACUUUCCCCCGAACACGCUUCGCCUCCGAGUACGGAUUCCAGUCCUGGCCGUCCUUCUCCACUCUUCUGCCGGUUUCCACAACAGAAGACUGGAGCUACAACAGUAAUUUCUCUUCCCACCGUCAACACCACCAGGAUGGAAACCAGCAGAUGUUACAGCAGGCUGCUUUACACUUCAACCUGCCGAACUCCACGGAUCCCCUGAAAAGAUUUACAGAUACUCUCUACAUCACUCAGGUCAUGCAGGCUCAGUGUGUGAAGGCACAGACGGAGUUCUAUAGGCGAAGUCAGAGUGAGAUCAUUGAGGGCAAAGGUCGCACUAUGGGCGCUCUCUACUGGCAGCUGAACGACGUUUGGCAGGCGCCUUCCUGGUCGUCCAUCGAGUUUGGUGGAAAGUGGAAAAUGCUGCAUUACUUCGCUCAGAACUUCUUCGCCGCCGUCCUGCCGGUCGGCUUCGAGGACGGCGACACACUGUUCAUCUACGCCGUCUCAGACCUGAGUCACGACCUGAAGCUCAGGGCUGUGGUGUCCGUGUACUCCUGGUCUGAUCUGGAUCCGGUGUGCACGCUGAAGUCAGACCUGCUCCUGGUCCCCGGAGGCAGUGCUGUGGCCAUCUUUAAACAGCCAGUCACCGCCCUGCUGGCAGGUUGUGGAAGCUGCACCCGCCUCACCUGCCUGCUCACCUUCCACCUGGAGGACAGCGGCGGCCAGCGGGGUCCCACCAACCACCACUUCCUGUGCUCACCCAAAGACGCUCAGGGACUCCAGAGACCCAACAUCACAGCCAAGGUGCAGGAGGAUAAGGCCGGCUACAGCGUCACCCUCCACUCUGCCUCUGUGGCGCUGUUCGUCUGGCUCGAUGUGGGAAACGUCCCCGGACGCUUCAGCUCCAACGGCUUCCUGAUGGUUUCUAGAAACAGGGCGGUCAGUUUUAACGCCUGGCGUGACACCAGCGUGGCAGAACUCUCCACAGCGCUCACCAUCACGUCUUUAAGGGACGUUUACUGACCUGGGACCAGCCAGCCUCUGAGUGGAGGUGACUGUCUGUCCUUUUUAAGAGAUACUGUGACUGAGUUUUGACCCUUUUGAGUGUCAGAAAGACUUUUUUUGGACUAAAGCUGACAUUUGGCGCCAAUUUUCUAAAUGUUUAAACUUGUUUUCGAGCCAAAAACAAAACUUUUUUUCCUCAUAAGAUCAGAAAAGCCUCAGAAAACAAUAAUUUCCGAACAAAGGAAACUAUUGAAGCUGGUUUUAACAACUCUAGACAACAGGGUGACCCACUGUACUCAGUGAUUAGCAGGGAAACGUUGGCACACAACAGACUUUUAAAUGAACCAUUCAUUCACACAAAAAAACAUCACAAAAAGGAAUAAAAAGGUUUUUGAUAAAGGUGAACAAGCCAAAAUAAAUCUCCAACUUCUUGGAUUAUUCAGCUGCUUCAGAUCAAUAAAUCAUUAAUUUAGUUAAACAAAAUGGCAAAAUGUUUCAUUUCCUGCACUGAUCAGAAGUUUUCUCUUGGCAAGAGACAACAAAUAAUCUGAACUGGGUUUGAUCUCACAGAUGAUUGUGUGCUUUGCACUGAAAACUUUUUUACUUUUGCAUGUUUUGCUUUUUUUGCACAUUUCUCAGAUAAUUAAUUAAUUAAGAGAAAACUCUUAAUGCUUGACGUCAUUGAUAUGUUGUAUUAUUUGCAGUACCAUACAAAAUGUGUUUUGCACUGAAUGUAGUUACAUUUGCAGAGCUUUUGUUUCUCUUGAGCAGAUAAUCUGACCCGGGCGCUUCAUUGCAGCCCACUGCUCCUCCGGGAUGGGUCAAAUGCAGAGAAAUA